CGUUUUUUUAUUAUUGCAAUUUUAUAGACUGUUGUUCAUUGCUUUGAUAUUGCUUAAAUAUUAUAUAUUAUCGUACUCUACAAUGUUCUAGAUACCUUGUUUCUGGUGAUUCAAUGACAUCAAUGUCAUAUCAGUAUUUGGUUGGGAUAGCAACAGUUGGCAAUAUUAUUCGAGAGACGUGCGAAGUAAUUUGGAACAGUUUGUGUCCUUUAGUUUUAUCGCCAGCAUUGUCGGAAGAAGACUGGCUCGAAAUUGCAAAUAAUUUUGAAGAGGUAUCUAAUUUCACUCACUGCAUUGGUGCCAUCGAUGGAAAACAUGUAACAAUUCAAUGUCCCAACAAUGCUGGCUCAACGUACUAUAAUUACAAGCAUGCUCAUAGUGUAGUAUUGAUGGCCAUUUGUGAUGCACACUACAUAUUCCGUUUCGUUGACAUUGGAGCGUACGGACGACGAAGCGAUGGAGGUAUUUUCAGCAACAGUGUUAUCGGCAAGAACUUCAAUGCAAACCGCAUGAAUGUACCAAAGCCGUCAGCUGUUGCAGAAGGACGAAUUCUGCCAUACUGUCUUGUGGGAGACGAAGCAUUCCCUUUAAAAUCAUAUAUGCUUCGCCCCUAUCCAGGCAAGAACGGAUUAACACCGGAGCAGGACAUCUUCAAUUACCGGUUAAGCCGUGCGAGAAGACUUAUCGAAAAUACUUUCGGAAUUUUAGCUAGCUAGUGGCGAAUAUAUCGCAAACCUAUUAUUGCUUUCCCAGAGAAUGCUAAAUUGAUGGUGCAGGCAACGGUUUGUCUGCGUAAUUGGAUCCGCAAAGACGACAUUGGCAAAAAUACAUACGUUUCUGCGGGUAUGGUGGAUGAAAUUGACGCCAAUGAUCCAAAUAGUUUCACACCAGGUUCUUGGCGGAGAAUAUUCGAAGAUGGCUGCGCUUUUCGAGAGAUUAAUCGUUGUGGCUCGAAUACUAGUGCGCGAAAUUGUAUUCAAAUACGCGAUGAAUUUUGCGAUUACUUUUGCAAUGAAGGAAAAGUACCUUGGCAAAAUAACCGUCAUAAAUAAAAAAAUAUAUA
Monomorium pharaonis (pharaoh ant) is the source of this 1063-nucleotide messenger RNA. RefSeq names its product protein ALP1-like. The transcript is spliced from 2 exons. The coding region runs from base 114 to 716 and encodes 200 amino acids. NCBI's taxonomy places the organism in Eukaryota, Metazoa, Arthropoda, Insecta, Hymenoptera, Formicidae. The record is from RefSeq and is a predicted model, not a curated record.